Molecule: messenger RNA, 414 nt
Organism: Aspergillus chevalieri
Lineage: Eukaryota; Fungi; Ascomycota; Eurotiomycetes; Eurotiales; Aspergillaceae
Exons: 2
Coding region: 1-414 (137 amino acids)
Source: RefSeq, a predicted model, not a curated record
AUGUCAACUGCAUCACAACCCAGACCCGUGGAAGCACAAUAUCAAGCUGAGUUCUACAGGGGAUUUGUCCAUACAGCAGGGCAAGGUGUACCGAUAUCCACUGAAUGGUCAAGAACCAGGGAUGGUCGAGUGGAUUUCUAUAUUCCAGAAAAGAAAUGGGCGGUCGAAUUGCUGAGAAAUCAUAUCCAAGUCAAUGAACAUAUCUCUCGAUUCAAGGAGGGUGGAAAAUAUCAUCCCUGGCUGAAGGAGAAAAUGGUCAAGGAUUGGAUCAUAAUUGACUGUGCAACUUCUUUGCCAACAAAUGAGUUCACUGAGCCUAGGCUGUGGCAUGCUGUGUUUAUCAAUGAUUAUUCUGUACUGCAGCUGUAUAACCAUCAGCAAAGUCUUAUGAUGUCUGUGCAUCUAAAGAAUUGA